AUGAGUAAUUCGGUAUCCAUAGAUUUUGCAAAAUUACUUGAAAAUCCUGAAUGUUAUAACGUAAAAAUUAUAGUUGGUGAGGAACCGAACAUUGAAGAGUUUAAAGCACAUUCGUUAAUCUUAUCUAGUAGAUCGACAUAUUUUAAAAGUGCAUUAUCUUCACGAUGGGCAAGGGUGGAAAAUGGGAUUACCAUUUUCAAUAAACCCAAUAUUUCUCCGUCAGUAUUUAAAGUACUUUUAAAAUAUAUAUAUACAGGAGUAAUUUCCGCAGAAAGCAAUGAAGUUAGCUUUGUUGAUAUUGUUAUUGCAAGUGAUGAGCUUCAAUUAAUUGAAGUCUUUCAACGAUUCGAAGAAUAUUUGAUUGAGGAUGAAUCUAAUUGGAAACAAAUGGACAUAGUUACAGUUCUUCAGCACGACCACUUUACUAGCUUGUAUAAUGUCGCGAUAAAAUUGGCGUGCAAAAACCCGGAAGUUAUUUUUAAAUCAGAGGAUUUCUUUAGGAUGAAAGAAGCUCAUCUCAUUAAUCUUUUAAAAUGUGAUGAUCUUGAAUUAGACGAAAUUGAAAUAUGGGAAUACGUAAUUCAAUGGGGGAUCGAAAAUACCACUUCAAUUUUAGAUGAUGAUUUAACGAAAUGGACACCGGAGAAUUUCACGGACCUCAAAAUUACUUUAAGUAAUUGCAUUUCUCACAUUCGAUUUUUUCAAAUGUCUCCUGGCGACUAUGCAAAAGUUAGAAAUCAAUUUAAAGACAUUCUACCCGACGGUCUUGAUAGUGAAGUUACUCAAUAUUUUUCGGAUCCUAAUUUUAAACCCUCUGUCAACAUUUUACCAUUAAGAAAACAUUCAUUUGAUUCAAUUAUUAUUAACUCUAAAGAUGCAGGCAUAAUAGCAAGUUGGAUUGAUAGGAAAAAAACGCCAUACUAUUUUACAAAUAUACCUUUUAAAUUUAAGCUUAUUUACCGUGCUAGUCGUGAUGGCUUUAAGAUUGAAAAAUUUCAUGAAAAAUGUGAUAACAAGGGACCAACACUCGUUGUCAUUAAAGCUCGCGAUUCAAGACAGAUAGUUGGCGGAUACAAUCCACUAAAAUGGUGUAAGGUUAAAGUAGAUGAAAGAAGUUCACUAUUAUCAAAUGAUUUUGAUCAUCGGUGCAAAACAUCCAAUAGUUUUAUAUUUUCAUUAACAAAUCGAACAAUUCCAAUAUUAAGCCGAGUUUCUUCUAAGGAAGAGGCGAUCUUUUGGUGCAGAAAUAAAGGACCAUGCUUUGGCUUGCAAGAUUUGCGCAUCAAUUCAUCAAAUUCCUCUGAUAUUAUUGUUUGCGAAAGCAAAAAACAAUCUUAUGAGAAGAAAAUUCUUAACAAAGAAACUUUUGAGGUAGAAGAAUAUGAGGUAUUUCAAAUUAUCGACGAAAGAUUCCCUCAACGUAUUAAUGGAAUGUUCCAAUUUUCAAUGGAAUUAUUAAAAGAAAUUUUUCAAUUCAUCGUGGAUUGGUUUAAAGAAAGCUUUAAGGAGAAAAUGCUUGAAUUUAUAUCUUAUAUACUUCUUGCUAUCAGAGUUACGAUGUUUAUUUGUUUAUUCCUAACGUAUUUGUGUUUAACGGCACUACUCUUUGUGGUUCCUUUCUUACUAAGCUACUUAUGUUUUCAAUAUAUAGAAUAUCAAAACAUGUUUGCGUUUUUUGGAGUUUAUCUAUUGUCUAUUGUAGCUUUUACUUUAGGAUGUUGUGCAUCUGCAUUUUUCUACUUCGUGAUUUGUAUUGGAUUUGGUCUUAUAGCUUCUCUUCUUUUCCCUGAUCAAGAUUUCGAAGACUUUACGAAUUUUUUAUUGUGUUGCGGGUUACUAUCAAAUGAUUGA
Acaulospora morrowiae is the source of this 1851-nucleotide messenger RNA. Lineage: Eukaryota; Fungi; Glomeromycota; Glomeromycetes; Diversisporales; Acaulosporaceae. The record is from the annotation of a GenBank genome assembly.